Molecule: messenger RNA, 464 nt
Organism: Marchantia polymorpha subsp. ruderalis
Lineage: Eukaryota; Viridiplantae; Streptophyta; Marchantiopsida; Marchantiales; Marchantiaceae
Source: the annotation of a GenBank genome assembly
AGGAUGUCCGAGUGGCUAUGAAUGACGAUGUAUUACCAUGCGGUACGAGAGUCCACAAAGGAGAUUUUUUAAUGUACAGUGCCUAUGCUCAAGGUCGAAUGGAGCAGAUUUGGGGAAGUGAUGUAAUGGAAUUUAAGCCAGAGAGAUGGCUCAAAGACGGUGUUUUCCAGCCAGAGUCUCCGUACAAAUACCCUGUGUUUCACGCUGGCCCACGCUUAUGUUUGGGUAAAGACAGUGCCUACCUUCAAAUGAAGAUCACGAUGGCUGCACUUCUUCGAUUCUUCACAUUCAAAGUAGUUCCUGGUCAUGAAGUAAGAUACAAAGUUACUAUAACUCUACAUAUGCUCAACGGACUGAAGAUGAUUGUGCAAAGACGAUCGUAAACCAAAGUAUAAUCUAAUGCUUCGUCAGAUCGCAGUGAUUGUAUUAUAUAUGCUAAUAUAAAUCAUUUGACCUAGAUGUUA